AUGCACGAAUAUAUCCUGCCCGUCACAGAUCUCGCGCUCGCCCUUGUUGAGGGUGGCAUCGAUCCCGGCGCUUGGGAACAUGCAGCAUCACUCCACAUGCCGUGUGACGGGCACGACAGCGGCCGAAAUAACAGCUGGGAGCGAACCUCGCUUACUAUUGGCUCUCACGAGGAGGCAACCGGCGGUCUGGUCACCAUGAGUUGA
Molecule: messenger RNA, 204 nt
Organism: Anthostomella pinea
Lineage: Eukaryota; Fungi; Ascomycota; Sordariomycetes; Xylariales; Xylariaceae
Source: the annotation of a GenBank genome assembly